GAUUGCCUACAAAAUGUGUUCCACAUCUCCAUGUUAUCAACAAAGGAACUCAUGGAUAGCCUCUUCAUCUGCACAUCUCUGUCCCUCAUCUUCAUCCUCUCACUCACCGUCAAAUUCCUUUGUCGAUCUAAACAACACCUCCCACCAAGCCCUCCAACCUUACCAAUUAUAGGCCAUCUUUAUCUCCUAACCCCCUUACUCCAUCGAACCUUCCAUAAACUCUCACAGAAAUAUGGCCCUGUUGUAUCUCUCUGGUUAGGCUCACGCCGUGUGGUUCUAGUUUCUUCCUCUUCAGUAGCUGAAGAAUGUUUCACCAGAAACGAUAUCGUUCUGGCAAAUCGCCCUCGCUUCAUGCUCACAGGCAAGCACAUAGGCUACAACUACACCACUAUGGUGGAGUCUCCAUAUGGGGAUCACUGGCGCAACCUGCGCCGCAUUGGCGCUACAGAUAUCUACUCUACCGGCAGGCUCAACAUGUUCUCCAGCUUCAGGAAGGAAGAAGUCAAGCAAUUGCUGUUCAGACUCUCACAGAACUCACAUGAAGAUUUCGCAAAGGUGGCCAUGAGAAACAUGCUCUCAGAGAUGACAUUUAACAUCAUAAUGACGAUGGUGGCUGGGAAGAGGUACUAUGGAGAUGACUCAACAGACAAAGAAGAGGCCAAACAGUUCAUAGAUCUCAUAACUAAGGCUUUCGAGUAUGGUGGUGCAACAAACCCCUCAGAUUUUGUGCCUAUUUUGAAAUGGUUUUCGGGUGGUGGGUAUGAGAAGGAGGUGAUAGAGUUGGGUAAGAGAAUGGAUGCAUUCUUGCAAGGUCUGAUCGAUGAGCAGAACCUGAGUAGAACCACAUCACAUCAGAGUAAAGGAAGCACAAUGAUCCACCAUUUACUUUUUAUGCAAGAAUCAGAGCCAGAAUACUACACCGACGAAAUUAUCAAAGGGCAUAUACUGGUCAUGCUUUUGGCGGGUACUGACACAUCAUCCCUUACAAUAGAAUGGGUCAUGUCAAAUCUGCUGAACCACCCUGAGGUGCUAGAAAGGGCUAGAGCUGAACUUGACACUAAAGUUGGACAAGAACGCUUACUAGACGAACCAGAUAUCUUCAAACUACCUUACCUACAAAGUAUCAUCUCUGAAACUCUCCGCUUGUACUCCCCAGCCCUAGUACCACAUUAUUCAUCCGAUGACUGCACAAUUGGAGGAUUCAACGUGCCUCGCGACACAAUGGUAAUGAUCAACGCUUGGGCAAUACAUAGAGAUCCUAAGGUGUGGGAUGAUCCAGAAAGCUUCAAACCUGAAAGGUUUGCAAAUGGUGGAGAAGAGCCAUACAAGUUCAUGCCAUUCGGACAAGGAAGAAGGGCUUGCCCUGGUAUACCCUUGGCCCAACGUGUGAUUGGCUUAACUGUGGGAUCAUUGAUUCAGUGUUUCGAAUGGGAAAGAGUCAGUGAGAUGAAGGUAGAUAUGAGUGAAGGUAAAGGACUCACAAUGCCUAAAGCUGUGCCACUGGAGGCUUUGUGCAAAGCACGCCCAAUUUUAAACAAGGUUCUCUCUUAGAUAAGAAUCCAGGACAUACUGAUAAUAUAUACUGUAACUUUCAAUACUCAUACUUCCAUGUAUGAGUCAUCUAGAAUAUUCAAUUCAAAUAAUUAUGUACUAUUUAAUCAGAGAGCAUUUUGAAAAUAUCACUUAUAUUCUGAU
Molecule: messenger RNA, 1695 nt
Organism: Argentina anserina (silverweed cinquefoil)
Lineage: Eukaryota; Viridiplantae; Streptophyta; Magnoliopsida; Rosales; Rosaceae
Product: cytochrome P450 81Q32-like
Exons: 2
Coding region: 31-1551 (506 amino acids)
Molecular function (GO): oxidoreductase activity, acting on paired donors, with incorporation or reduction of molecular oxygen; heme binding; monooxygenase activity
Source: RefSeq, a predicted model, not a curated record